This is a messenger RNA of Tachysurus fulvidraco (yellow catfish), 807 nucleotides long. Its product is annotated as C-type lectin Cal-like. NCBI's taxonomy places the organism in Eukaryota, Metazoa, Chordata, Actinopteri, Siluriformes, Bagridae. Bases 119 to 652 code for a protein of 177 amino acids. Gene Ontology annotation, molecular function: signaling receptor activity. The transcript has 8 exons. The record is from RefSeq and is a predicted model, not a curated record.
UUUUCUUCGGAAAGAGGAUGUUGCUGACAGUAUCACUAUAUAAGCAUCAUCACUUACCUUAAUUUGUUACAUCAAGCAAGUAAAACCUCCUGAUUAGAUUGUGUGAAAACAUAGAACUAUGGCUUCUCAGACCAAAGUGGUGAUGCUUAUUAUUCUCGCCACAGCAGGAGCAGCUUUGGCUGUGGCGAACCCAAUAUCAGCGGCCGAUCAUCGCAUUGUGAAAGAUCAGGCAGUAAGGAAUGCAUAUUCUGACAAAUGCCCAGUUGGAUGGUCCUACUAUUCCGGUCGCUGCUACUUGUACAAUGGCGACAAACUGGAUUGGGCUUCUGCAGAGAAAUUCUGUCAGGAUUUUGAUGCACACUUGGUCUCAAUACACAACGAGAAUGAACAUCAGCAGAUAAAGGCUCUUAUCCGAGCUCAUGACCUCACGGAGGAUCUAACAUACAUCGGCCUCAGUGACUGUCAGAAGCCUUUUGAAUUUUUUUGGUCUGAUGGCACCAAAUUGACUUUCACCAAGUGGGAUCAACGACAACCAGAUAAUUAUUUUAACAAGGAGUGCUGUGUGCAUAUGAACCAUGGUACCUACAAAAACUGGAAUGAUAUUGCUUGUGACAAGCGCUCUCCCUUUGUGUGUGCCAAGAAAAGUGGCUGAAAAGCUUCCUACUGCAUCUCACCAAAUAUAAUCCUCGUCACUGAUGAAUUUAUAAAAUGAUUCUGUGGCAGACUUCCAUAACUUCAACAAUAAAAAAUAAUAAAUAAAUAAAUAAAUAAAUAAAUAUUAAUACAUAAAAAUAAAAGAAAAUAUUA